AUGGGCCGGGAAUAUCCUCAGGGCUACGAUUACUUCCGGACACGCCUGCACAAGGCAUUUGCGAGUCAAAAGAACCUGACAGACGAAGCCAAGAUCAAACAGGGCAUCGAAAGGGCGGAAGAUCGAAGCACUAUACUAUCUAAAGCGCUAUCGCACCUUGCGCCAGCGCUACGACAAACUCGCCUAGCUGGUAUCAUACGAUAA
This is a messenger RNA of Alternaria rosae, 204 nucleotides long. RefSeq lists its product as uncharacterized. The transcript is spliced from 3 exons. Gene Ontology annotation, cellular component: mitochondrion. The coding region runs from base 1 to 204 and encodes 67 amino acids. The record is from RefSeq and is a predicted model, not a curated record. NCBI's taxonomy places the organism in Eukaryota, Fungi, Ascomycota, Dothideomycetes, Pleosporales, Pleosporaceae. Gene Ontology annotation, biological process: respiratory electron transport chain.